CACUAGCAUUCAGUCGCACACCCGUGUGCUUAUCGUGCACAAAUAAUAUUUUAUUUUUCAUAUAAAUAUAAUAAACACAUUUUUUCAUCAUUUAAUUAUAACAAUUAUUAUUUAAAUAUUAUUAAUAAGCUUUUAAAUUAACAGUGAUUUUAAUUAAUUAUUCAAGUGCAUUUUUUAAAUAGUGGAUUGAUGAACACCUGAAGAUUUCCAGUCCUGGAAAAGGACUCGUGGUUUUUCUUUUUUUUCUGGAAUAUUGAAACAAGUUUGAAAAAUGGGGAUGUUUACUGCGGGGGUUGCUGGAGUUGGCGUAUUUUAUAUAAUCAUUUUGGGUGUUAGUGUCUGGACUGGUGCUUCAAAACGUAAAAAAAUACGUGGUAAAUCGUUGGAUGAUUUGAUCCUGGCAAACCGUGGUCUUGGUACAAUUAUGGGAAUUUUAACACUUGUUGCAACUUGGAUUGGCGGUGUUUUUGUACAUGGAACAGCUGAAUCCAUAUACUCCAAGGGUUUAAUAUGGUGCCAAGUGCCAAUUGGUUACAGUCUCAGUUUACUAUUUGGUGCAUUUAUGUUUGUAAAACCAAUGAGAAAAGCUGAGUACGUGACAAUGUUGGAUCCAUUUCAACAGAGAUAUGGUGCUAGACUUGGUGGUUUACUAUUUAUUCCAGCUCUUGUUGGUGAUGUUUUUUGGACAGCAGCAUUGCUCAAGGCACUUUCCAACACCUUGAGUAUCGUUGGGGGAAUAAGCAAUCAUCAUAGUGUUUUUGCUUCUCACUUACUUGUUACAAUAUAUAUUAUGUUUGGUGGAUUAUACAGUCCAGUUACAGCUGAUGUACUUCAAGUUAUUUGUAUUACAAUUGGUCUUGGAAUAGCAACACCAUUUGCAAUUUUAAAUCCAGCAGUAUCAAUUGAUAAAAAUAUUGGUAAAAAAGAUUGGCUUGGUGAAAUUGAAACGAGAGAUUAUAUUGAAUGGAUUGAUGGAAUGCUAUUGCUUAUUUUUGGUGGAAUUACUUUUCAGGGAUAUUUUCAACGUGUAUUGAGUAUAAAAAACACAACAAUUGCAAAAACAUGUUCAGUAAUUGCAAUGAUAUAUUGUUUGAUAAUUUCAAUACCAACUGGACUAAUGGGUUUAGUUGCACGUGGUACAGAUUGGUCAAUUGUUGAAGGUUUUAAUCGUACAUUUACAUCACCAACAAUAAAUGAUGCAUCAAUUUUACCAAUUGUAUUAAAAAGCUUAACACCACAAUGGAUUGCUUUCAUUGGUCUUGGUGUAAUAUCUGUGACUGUUAUGUCAUCAGCUAACUCAAGUGUAUUUGGUAGUAGUUCAAUGUUUACCAGAAAUAUUUAUAGAAUGGCAAUAAGACCAAAGGCAACUGACAAAGAACUCAGCUGGAUUCUCAUGAUAACAAUAUUACUCAUAACAUUUAUGGCUACUGGAAUUGCUCUAACAACUCGAAGUGUUUAUUAUCUCUCAUUUUUAUCAUCAGAUUUAACUUAUGUUAUAUUAUUUCCACAAUUAUUGGCUGUUAUACAUUGGCCAUCUUAUAUUGAUACAUAUGGUUGUCUUGCUGGUUACAUUGUUUCAUUGUUUCUGAGAUUAACAGCUGGUGAAAAAUAUAUUGGACUACCUGUAUUUAUUCAGUAUCCUUAUUUUGAUCAUAAAAAUCAAAUUCAAAAAUUUCCAUUUCGUACAACAGCAAUGCUAUCGGCAAUAGUAACACAAUUAAUUGUCAGUUUUAUUACGAGAAAUAUAUUUGGUGGUAAAACAUGCUGUCCAAGAUGUUGUGAUUUUCUUGGUAUAUAUGCAUCAGGAAAAUCGAAAGAACAAAAUAGAGUUGCACAAAGUAGUUCUGGUGCUGCAUUGCUUUGCUUGAAUGAGGGAUCAGCUGGACGUGAUUCAACAGAUAGCCAAGAAGAUGAUAGACCAAGUUGUGAAGAUUCACAAAAUUCAGAAGAGACAAUGAAUUAUGGAAAUUUUACAGAUAGACGUGAUUUUACAUUACGUCGUGGUAUGAGUGUACAAAAUACACCAGUAACAAAAAUAAAUCGUAAUUAUCAAAAAAAUCAAACUCAAACACCAGGUAGAAAUCGUAUACCAAAUACAAAUUUAAAUAAUUUAGAUGGACAAAUACUUGGUGUACGUAAUUUACCAAUAAAUACAACAACAAAUCAUCAUCAUAUUACAAAUGACAUAACAGCAAAUACAAUUAGAUUAACAAAUACAAAUACAAUGAUAAAUAAUGCAUUACAAAUGUCAUCAUCAUCCUCAACAAAUCAUACAUAUGGUAAAUUAAAUAAUAUUGAAAAAGCUAAAGAAAUUGAACGUUCUGGUGAUCGUAGUACACUUGAAUUAAAUUUAAAUUUAAAUUUAAAUCAAGACAUUUCAAUUGGACAUGUUAAAAAAAAUUUAGUUGGUGUUAAAUUAGUUGGUAUGGAUGGUGUUACAACACUUAGAAGACCAUCACAGGGUACAUUUUCACCAACACCAUCAGUUGAAAUGGUUCACAUAAUGGACAGACGACAAAGUGGUGGAUCAUUUGGACCGGCAUCAUUAUCACCAGUACCAGGUGUUGAAGCAUGUAAAAUACAUGGUACAGCUGUUGGUGGAAGUGGUAAUGAUCAUUGUAGAAUAAAACGUGGUAUUGUUAGACAUCAUAGUUUUAAUGAUACUGGUGAUAGAACAUUAACAACACUUGCUAGACAACCAGCUUAUCCAUCAAUGCCAAUAAGAACAGAUGAUUGUAAAAUGACUAUUAAAAGAGAUAAAAAAUUAAAUGGUACUAUUGCAAGACAUUCAUCAGUUGCUGAUGAUAAAAAUCAUUGUGGUAGAGGUUUAUUAUUAAGUCCAACUUAUAAUGUAUUUAAUCCAAGUAAUUUUUUUGUUUGUGAUGAUGAAGCUGUUAGCAGAUUUUAAAUUUAUCUUUAUUUUUUCAAAUUAUUCUUGAGUAUAUCAUGAAAAACUUGGAAUAUAUUAUUUAAAUUUUUUGUGUGUGUGUGUGGGUCUUUCGGUUGAUGUAAAAUUUUUUUAAUAUUCUGUAAAAUAUUACGAACAAAAAAAAAAAACACUACGUCUUUGCUCAAUCUCUUAGGACAUUAUACUUUUUUAUUUACUUUUUUUUCAACUAAAAUUAGAUUAAGCUGUAAAUAAAUAAAUUUUACAUGAGUAAAAUUUAAAUUAAAGCUGAGGGUUUCUAUUUGAUAUAAAAAAAGAUAAAUUGAUUUAGUUAAAGAUAAUAAUAAUGAUAGGUAAAUUAUAAGAACGUCCAAUGAAAUCCCAUUGGGGUUGAAAAUAUUUUAAAAAGCUGUAUCAAUAAAUCAAGGUAAAUACGAUAUUUUUGCACCGACUGUAUCAUAUAGAUUAUAAGUAAGGGGUAAAUAUAUUUACGUAUUCGUGAAUAAUAAUUAUUAUUCUAAUUUAUUUUGAAUUGAUCGUGUUUACCGUAUUGGAAAUAUGUACACUGAUUAUACUUGCCACAAACCCGGAACAAUAUACGUAUAAUAAUAUGUAUUGUAAUAUUUGUAAUUGUAGAUGUAAUGAUCCUUGUGCUCAAUAUACCAAUAACUAGUUAAUCAUAGUAUUAAUCAUAUGAAAUUCAUCAUGAAAAAAAUUUACCAACACAUAUUUUCCUAUUAUCAAAAAUAGAUUUUUUUUUUUUAAACUCUGUUGGCUCAUCAAUCAAUACAAAAAAAAAUAUAACAAUAAAUAAAAUAAUCAAUAAAAUUAAUUAACUUGAACAAAAGAAACAUUUUUCUUAGAAAAAAAAAAAUGAUAAAUAAUAUUAAUUAACGUAAAAAUAUUUCAAACUUUUUUUUUUUCAUUUUUAAAUUAGGUUUUAAUAUUUAAAAAAAAAACAAUGACAUCUGCGACCUGUGCCAGUAUUUAUAGACUUUAAGAAAAUCGAAACAAAAAAAAAAAAUCGAUAUCUAGUCAUAAUUAAUAUUAAAAAAAUUUAGAAAAUAAAUUUAGAUU
Aphidius gifuensis is the source of this 3964-nucleotide messenger RNA. Its product is annotated as high-affinity choline transporter 1-like. The transcript is spliced from 10 exons. Gene Ontology annotation, cellular component: plasma membrane. Gene Ontology annotation, biological process: transmembrane transport; choline transport; acetylcholine biosynthetic process. The coding region runs from base 272 to 2908 and encodes 878 amino acids. The record is from RefSeq and is a predicted model, not a curated record. Lineage: Eukaryota; Metazoa; Arthropoda; Insecta; Hymenoptera; Braconidae. Gene Ontology annotation, molecular function: choline:sodium symporter activity.